Molecule: messenger RNA, 402 nt
Organism: Prorocentrum cordatum
Lineage: Eukaryota; Dinophyceae; Prorocentrales; Prorocentraceae
Source: the annotation of a GenBank genome assembly
AUGCCGGCGCGCGAGUGCGGGCACGAGGCGGGCACGGCCCGUCGCGUGCAGCGCACGCUCGCGCUCGCCGUGCGGGCCGCCGCGCGCAGUCUGCCCGCGCAGGUCUGCCUCGUGCGCUCGCUGCUUGCGCACCCACGUCGGCUUCAGGUCUUCAUGCCGCCUCCGAGGCUCGCCGCUGGCCCCGUGGGCGCCGUCCCGCGGCGGCUGCUGCCGCCGGCCGGGGCACAGCACGUGCAGCUCGCGGCGAGGGUUCUGCCCGCCGCUGCGCUGGCGGCGCCAGGCGGAGCGCUGGCCAGAGAGCGGCCGGACACCUACCUGGACCCCUCGGAGCUGCCGGGGCCGCCGACGUUCCCCUCGAGCGAGCAAGCCUGUCGGAUGCUCUCAUCGCUUUUGUUAUUCUGA